Triticum turgidum subsp. durum (durum wheat) is the source of this 825-nucleotide messenger RNA. The record is from the annotation of a GenBank genome assembly. Lineage: Eukaryota; Viridiplantae; Streptophyta; Magnoliopsida; Poales; Poaceae.
AUGGAUUUGGGAGCAGAGCAGCACGGCUGCGAGCAUUACACGAGGAGGUGCAGGAUACGGGCGCCCUGCUGCGGCGAGGUCUUCGGCUGCCGGCAUUGCCAUAACCAAGCUAAGAAUUCGCUGGAGGUGGACCUCCUCGACCGGCACGAAAUCCCCCGCCACGAAAUCAGUAAGGUUAUCUGCUCUCUCUGCAACAAAGAACAGGAUGUGCAACAGAACUGCUCCGGUUGCGGGGCAUGCAUGGGAAAAUACUUCUGUGAAAAAUGCAACUUCUUUGACGAUGAUAUCUCAAAGAAGCAGUACCACUGCGAUGGAUGCGGCAUCUGCAGAACUGGCGGCAUAGACAACUUCUUCCACUGCGAAAAAUGCGGGUGUUGCUACAGCAAUGUUUUGAAGGACUCUCAUCAUUGUGUGGAACGAGCAAUGCAUCACAACUGCCCUGUCUGCUUCGAGUACCUAUUUGACUCGACUAUGGACAUCAGCGUACUGCACUGCGGGCACACGAUCCAUUUGGAAUGCCUGAACGAGAUGAGGGUUCAUCACCACUUCUCGUGCCCGGUCUGCUCACGGUCGGCCUGCGACAUGACCGAUGCAUGGCAGAAGCUCGACCAGGAGGUCGCCGCCACGCCGAUGCCAGAGUUCUACCAGAAGAAGAUGGUAAGCCACAAACUUUUUUUUUGCGAGGUAUGGAUCCUCUGCAACGACUGCGGGGCGACGUCGAGCGUGCGCUUCCACGUCCUGGCGCAAAAGUGUCCUGGGUGCAGCUCCUACAACACCAGGGAGACGAGGGGCGGCCCGGCUAUAGCGGCGUGCUCCAGAGUCUGA